Messenger RNA from Marasmius oreades (fairy-ring Marasmius), 1874 nucleotides. RefSeq lists its product as uncharacterized. The transcript is spliced from 5 exons. Lineage: Eukaryota; Fungi; Basidiomycota; Agaricomycetes; Agaricales; Marasmiaceae. The record is from RefSeq and is a predicted model, not a curated record. Gene Ontology annotation, biological process: peroxisome organization. Gene Ontology annotation, cellular component: peroxisomal membrane. Bases 33 to 1829 code for a protein of 598 amino acids.
CGUUGUUACCAACCUUCACUAAUAAGACGCUAAUGGAAUCAGUGAACUCGGACAAAAUGACCUCUACAUUCAACUACGUCACUAUUCCUCCUUGCGCAACACUCCUCCACACAAGAACUCAUCGAACUUCUUCACCUCAACUCAGAAAGCAAAGUAAUUCCAGGGGCAAAUCCUCACCAAUAAUACGAACAUCUCUACCACGAUCUAUAUCUGAGGAUGAUACCGACUCUCCCAACUCUGCAGGCAGCAUGGGCUCACCAAUCCUGAAAGGUUUCGUGACCAGCUCUACCUUCAAUUUGAUACCACAAGUGCUGUUGUCGUCUGCUGGAGUGCCUACCAGCCCUCAAGGAACGUCUCCAGCUGCAGGUACAAGUGGGAACAGUGGCAGUAACCCAGGUGGGAAACGCACGAAAAGGUACUUCAAUCAGCGCGAACCGGUCGUGCUGCUCUCGAACAGGGACCCACUAUCAAUACCCAUCAUGUCUGUGAACUUCAAACAGUUCGUUGAACGUGUCGGACCCGUCUUUUGGCUGCAAGAUAGGAUUGAAGAAAUUGUAUUUUGGCGGAGAGGCUGGAGAAUGACUUGCACAUGGCUUGCGAUAUACGCUUUCAUUUGUUACUUCCCGAAAUUGGUAUUGCUUCUACCCCAUCUUGGCCUUAUUGGAAUCAUGCUUUCGACGUGUCGAUACCCGAAACCCAAACCGCCGCCGGUUCCAACUUUAUUCUCUGCGGCUGGACCACCACCACCUGAGACCAACGCGAAUACCUCAACACCACCACUGCCUCCCCCUGUUGCACAGGAUAACAUCGACUGGCAGGCCAAUGUCCAAGCCAUCCAGAAUCUGAUGGGCUUCUACGCAACAACCCACGCCAUGGUCACCCCUCAUCUCUCCCAUCUUUCGUUGGCCCCUGGCUCCGAGACCGCAAAACCAAAAUCACCCUACGCCCUCCCUCUUCUCACUUUCCUCGUACUCACACUCCUACCAACCCUCUUCCUUGUCACUUCUCCCUACUUCCCAUUCCGCCUCGUUGCUUUGGUCGCUGGUGCUGGACCCGUCAUCCUUCUCCAUCCAUACAUCUACAGCCUCAUCACAACAUACAUUGCCCAGCGUAGAGUCACAACCUGGGUCUUCACUCUCCGUCUCCCUCCAACCAUAAGACAUCUCUUACCCUUGAAAUGGAAAACCAGAAUCCCCGAGUUCAUCCAACUGAACCAGACGUCGCUGAGAAAAAAGUUUCGAUGGACGGUUCAGAGGCUCAUAGACGACAACAAUCUCACCGAUGAGUGUUGGAAUAGCGAGAUUCGAGAAGUCGAGCUUUGGGAAAACGAGAGGUUGGAUAGAAUUCAAGCUUUGGCGAGGGCUAGGUCGCUUUCAACUUCGUCUUCGUCUUCUGGAAGUGGAACGGUAACUGAGGAUGACGAAACGUCUGGUCCUCAGCCUACCGUACGGUUGAGCCGGAUUGUGACGAAUGUUAGUCCUGUUACGGGAUGGAGCAAGAGUAAUUUACGGUCUGGUGAGAGGGCCUCCUGGACGAGAGGACGGGAUGGAUGGAGUGGCGUCGGGUCGGAUGGGUCUGUUAGCAACCUUACCUUUGCUCUUUCGCCCGGCUGGAACUUUGUGUCGACUGAAGAUUGGAGAGCCGAUUUGGAGGCGAGCUGGGCUGGGAGUGGUGAUGAGGAUGGUUGGGUGUACACGAAUGAUUCGUGGGUUGAACCUCAACCUUUUCCUUACCAGGGUGCUGUAACACGACGAAGACGGUGGGUGAGGAGGAUAUGGUAUGAUGUGAAAUCUUCGGAGAAGGAGAAGGAGAACAGUGUAGGCUCCUAGGCAUUACCUAAUACAUUCCCGGUUGCGGUUUAUCGAACAGUGUUA